Messenger RNA from Anas platyrhynchos (mallard), 2171 nucleotides. RefSeq names its product C-type lectin domain family 3 member B (gene CLEC3B). The record is from RefSeq and is a predicted model, not a curated record. Lineage: Eukaryota; Metazoa; Chordata; Aves; Anseriformes; Anatidae. Gene Ontology annotation, biological process: ossification; bone mineralization.
UAUAACAAAAACAAGCGGCGGGCUGAGAAAGGAAAGCUGGCUGGGCCGUUCUCAGCAUUGGCCGGAGCCGCCUGAACCCUCCCUGCGGCCGGGCGGCUGCUGGAAGCCUGGAGACUUCUUUCUUGGCCAGACAGUUUUGAUUAAAGCCGGUGCUAAGCAGGCUGUCCGGGGGCAGAGCAGCCUCACUCCAGCUCCUCUCGGCUCCGGACGGCAGCGGCAUGGUGCUGCGGGGAGCCUGCCUGCUCCUCUGCCUCGUCUCCCUCGCCCAGGUCUCCGGCCAGCAAAACGGCAAGGGGCGGCAGAAGCCGGCGGCGGCCAAGAAAGAUGGUGUAAGCCUCAAAAUGAUUGAAGACCUGAAGGCCAUGAUUGACAACAUCUCUCAGGAGGUUGCUCUACUGAAGGAAAAGCAAGCACUUCAGACAGUCUGCCUGAAAGGCACCAAAAUUCACCUAAAAUGCUACCUGGCGUUCUCUGAGAGCAAGACGUACCACGAGGCCAGCGAGCACUGCAUCUCGCAGGGCGGCACGCUGGGCACGCCGCAGAACGGGGAGGAGAACGACGCGCUCUACGACUACAUGCGCAAGAGCAUCGGGGCCGAGGCGGAGAUCUGGAUGGGCCUAAACGACAUGGCAUCCGAGGGCAAGUGGGUCGACAUGACGGGCGGCCCCGUCCGCUACAAGAACUGGGAGACCGAGAUCACCACCCAGCCCGACGGCGGCAAGCUGGAAAACUGCGCGGCCCUGUCGGGGGCGGCGGUGGGCAAGUGGUUUGACAAGAGGUGCAAGGAGCAGCUGCCGUACGUCUGCCAGUUCAUGAUCGUGUAGCGGGGCCGUGUAGGGCUAUAGGGUGGCUACGUGCACACCCAGGCGUGCACGCACACACGCGCGGGCCCACACGCACCUUCACGUAGCACCAUGGCCUGGGCAGCCGCCGCAGCCCGGCGUCGGGUCGGAGCUGUGCUGCCUUUCACUCGGCCGCAUCCAGCCCCGUUCGCAUCCUUCCCCCUAAGGCAUGAUCCAUAGAUAUAUUUUUGUACACAGGGAAUUUACGAGGUGGUUUCGGCGAAGAACCAGUGCGACAGCCUGGGCGUUUCAGCCACCCGGGCUGUCGCUCUGCAGUCUCCGUUCCCACCUCGCCGAACCUUGCUGGGACACCGGCAAUGCCAGUCUGUGCCUUCUCCUCCGGCUUUGCUCCCCUGCAAUUCCAAUUUGGGGAUUGGUCCUGUCUCAGAGAGCAGAGGGUGUUAAUUUCACUGUUGGGCUUGCCAGCCCGGUACCAUUCUGCUUAAUGGGCUGACAUGCUGAGAAGAAGGGUGUCCUUCCCAAAAGCAUCCCCCGGUUUUUGACCCUUUUCUCACCAGUCAGAAGAAAAUGUUUCACUGACUUCAGUAGCAGAACUAACCCCAGCAUCUGACCUUUUGAAAAAAUCCCACCACAAGCUUUAUUUAAGCUCCUGUACAAAGGAGGAAGCAGUGAUUAGUUGCAGCAUACUCAGUCAAAUGCAUUAUUGGAAGUAGAAGGUGAAAGUAAUUAGGUAAAUAACAAAAAUGUAAAGCUACUAGGGAAUAUGCUGCCAUAUAAAAGACAACUGUCUAUCAAAAAUGAACCCUGAGAAGUCUGACUUUAGCCACUUCAGGAGUCAUAUAGCUUGUUUCAGUGAUGGAAACACAGCUUGGCAAACACAAACCUGCUGAGUACAGUUUGUGCCUGUAGAGUUGCCUCCAGCUGAAGAUCAGGCCUUGGUAAAUUUUUGCUGAGAAAAGGGUUAAAACAAAUAAAUAAAGAAAUAGGAACAAUGGGAAAGGAUUGCAGAGCAUCCUGACAGCUGAACACAGCCUCGUUGACAUUGAUUUGCUGACUGCUGGCUGAAAUGCAUCAGUGGCUCCUUGAAGUCCAGCGCUUGGUACUGGCCCUGCCCUUCGGGUUACACGUCCCUAGCAUGGCCAGACAGAGGGCAUCCCAACGGGACUCGUAGUGAGACAAAUUUUGAUUUGUUGCUUUGCUUAAAAACAGCACAGUGGUGGGUCUUCAGAACAUCGCGUGGGAGAGCCAAGCCGGAGGGGUCAAAAGCACACACACAGUGCAUACUUCCCAGGCUGUCAUUAUUGCCAAACUUUCUGCUGUUCAAAUGAAUACGAAAUAAAUAUAUAUAUAGCUUGCUGAAGGAAUGGA